AACAAUACGAGUAUGGCUGAAGAGAGACAGUGGACAAUACUGGCCCAGCAUCUAUCACACCAUGUCGUCUCCAUGUUCAGCCAUGGCUUACCAUCAUGAUAGCAGGCGAAUAUUUGUAGGCCAGGAUAAUGGAGCUAUCAUGGAGUUUCAUAUUUCAGAGGACUUUAAUAAGAUGAACUUUGUGAAGACCUAUCCAGCUCAUCAGAAUCGAGUGUCUGCUAUUACUUUUUGCCUGACGUCAGAGUGGGUUAUCAGCACUGGUCAUGACAAGUGUGUCAGCUGGAUGUGCACCAGGAGUGGAAAUAUGCUUGGGAGACAUUACUUCACCUCUUGGGCUUCAUGUCUACAAUACGAUUAUGAAACUCAGCAUGCGUUUGUUGGUGAUUAUUCUGGACAGAUCACUCUCCUGAAGCUUGAGCAGAAUACAUGCUCGGUUAUCACAACACUCAAAGGGCAUGAAGGAAGUAUUACAUCCCUGUGGUGGGACCCUGUUCAACGACUGCUCUUCUCAGGUGCUUCUGAUCACAGCAUUAUCAUGUGGGAUAUUGGUGGAAGGAAAGGGCGAACACUGCUGCUCCAGGGACAUCAUGACAAGGUGCAGGCUAUCUGUUACAUCCAACUGACACGGCAGCUAGUAUCCUGUUCAGCUGAUGGGGGAAUUGCUGUUUGGAACAUGGAUAUCAGCCGAGAAGAGGCUCCUCAAUGGCUAGAAAGUGAUUCCUGUCAGAAGUGUGAACAACCUUUCUUCUGGAAUAUAAAGCAAAUGUGGGACACAAAGACAUUAGGGUUGAGACAGCAUCACUGCAGAAAAUGUGGACAAGCAGUGUGUGGCAAGUGCAGUACUAAACGGUCAAGUUACCCCAUCAUGGGCUUUGAAUUCCAGGUCCGUGUCUGUGAUUCCUGUUUCGAGUCAAUCAAGGAUGAAGAUCGUACCUCCUUGGCAACAUUUCAUGAAGGAAAACACAAUAUUUCACACAUGUCCAUGGACAUCUCCAGAGGGCUAAUGGUGACUUGUGGGAGUGACCGGAUUGUGAAGAUCUGGGACAUGACGCCAGUAGUUGGUUGCAGCCUUGCAACCGGCUUCUCUUCGCGCUGAUCUCAUACCUGACAGGUUCAUGCACCUUAUGUACAGCAAUACGCACCGAACGAACGGAGUCCUUCUUAAGAAUAUUACAGCAAACACUGGUUGCUUGACUCUUCUCCUGCUGCUGUUCCAGGAUGGACAGUCACCUUUGUAGAGCACAGCUUUUCUGUUGGGCUCACCAGGAAUCUCCUUGGUGUGGAAGUGCAGUUUCGCAGCCUCUUGGACUAACGUAAAAUAGCUCACCUGCAAUAUGACACCUUGAUGAAAGGACCUGAUUCUUGGUUUACAUAAGUAGUGUUAACAAUGUGCUGUCUCUGCUGAUAUAUCUUGUACAGAUACCUUGUAGCUAAAACGUUAUCAGAGUAAAAUGAGUGUAGUAAAUUCAAUUUGUGCAAAUAGUAAAAUAACUUAUUUUCUCUUCCAAAA
Messenger RNA from Mesitornis unicolor (brown roatelo), 1510 nucleotides. It is a transcript of the gene WDFY1, whose product is annotated as WD repeat and FYVE domain containing 1. The annotation marks the transcript as partial. NCBI's taxonomy places the organism in Eukaryota, Metazoa, Chordata, Aves, Mesitornithiformes, Mesitornithidae. Gene Ontology annotation, molecular function: protein binding; metal ion binding. The record is from RefSeq and is a predicted model, not a curated record. The transcript is spliced from 11 exons.